AGAGAAGAGGAAGAGAGGAGAGAAGAGGUGGAGAGGAGAGAAGAGGUGGAGAGGAGAGGUGGAGAGGAGAGAAGAGGUGAGAGGAGAGAAGAGGAAGAGAGGAGAGAAGAGAAGAGGAAGAGAGAAGAGGUGGAGAGGAGAGAAGAGGUGGAGAGGAGAGAAGAGGAAGAGAGGAGAGAAGAGGUGGAGAGGAGAGAAGAGGAAGAGAGGAGAGAAGAGGUGGAGAGGAGAGAAGAGGAAGAGAAGAGAUAAGAGGUGGAGAGGAGAGAAGAGGAAGAGAGGAGAGAAGAGGUGGAGAGGAGAGAAGAGGUGGAGAGGAGAGAAGAGGAGAGAGAAGGGGAAGAGAGGAGAGAAGAGGUGGAGAGGAGAGAAGAGGUGGAGAGGAGAGAAGGGGAAGAGAGGAGAGAAGAGGUGGAGAGGAGAGAAGAGGUGGAGAGGAGAGAAGAGGUUGAGAGGAGAGAAGGGGAAGAGAGGAGAGAAGAGGUGGAGAGGAGAGAAGAGGUGGAGAGGAGAGAAGAGGUGGAGAGGAGAGAAGAGGAAGAGAGGAGAGAAGAGGUGGAGAGGAGAGAAGAGGUGGAGAGGAGAGAAGAGGAAGAGAGGAGAGAAGAGGUGGAGAGGAGAGAAGAGGUGGAGAGGAGAGAAGAGGAAGAGAGGAGAGAAGAGGAAGAGAGGAGAGAAGAGGUGGAGAGGAGAGAAGAGGAAGAGAGGAGAGAAGAGGAAGAGAGGAGAGAAGAGGUGGAGAGGAGAGAAGAGGUGGAGAGGAGAGAAGAGGUGGAGAGGAGAGAAGAGGUGGAGAGGAGAGAAGAGGUGGAGAAGAGAGAAGAGGUGGAGAGGAGAGAAAAGGAAGAGAGGAGAGAAGAGAGGAGAGAAGAGGUGGAGAGGAGAGAAGAGGAAGAGAGGAGAGAAGAGGUGGAGAGGAGAGAAGAGGUUGAGAGGAGAGAAGAGGUGGAGAGGAGAGAAGAGGAAGAGAGAAGAGAAGAGGAAGAGAGGAGAGAAGAGGUGGAGAGGAGAGAAGAGGUUGAGAGGAGAGAAGAGGUGGAGAGGAGAGAAGAGGAAGAGAGGAGAGAAGAGGUGGAGAGGAGAGAAGAGGUGGAGAGAGAGAGAGAGGAGAAGAGGAGAGAAGAGGUGGAGAGGAGAGAAGAGGAAGAGAGGAGAGAAGAGGUGGAGAGGAGAGAAGAGGUUGAGAGGAGAGAAGAGGUGGAGAGGAGAGAAGAGGAAGAGAGAAGAGGUGGAGAGGAGAGAAGAGAGAGGAGAGAAGAGGUGGAGAGGAGAGAAGAGGAAGAGAGGAGAGAAGAGAGGAAGAGAGAAGAGGUGGAGAGGAGAGAAGAGGUGGAGAGGAGAGAAGAGGAAGAGAGGAGAGAAGAGGUGGAGAGGAGAGAAGAGGUUGAGAGGAGAGAAGAGGUGGAGAGGAGAGAAGAGGAAGAGGAA
Oncorhynchus tshawytscha (Chinook salmon) is the source of this 1428-nucleotide messenger RNA. Its product is annotated as trichohyalin-like. The transcript is spliced from 8 exons. Lineage: Eukaryota; Metazoa; Chordata; Actinopteri; Salmoniformes; Salmonidae. The annotation marks the transcript as partial. The record is from RefSeq and is a predicted model, not a curated record.